Messenger RNA from Insectozyma verbasci, 1887 nucleotides. NCBI's taxonomy places the organism in Eukaryota, Fungi, Ascomycota, Pichiomycetes, Serinales, Debaryomycetaceae. The record is from the annotation of a GenBank genome assembly.
AUGCAUCAAGCUACAACUACUACAAGCUCAAUUUCACAAUCAAGUUUUGAAUCUUCACCAUCUUCUAUUAAAACAUAUCCUAAUAGUCAAAAUAAUUCACAACCAAAGUUCAAAUUUAAUUUGAAUCCCAAUAACGCAAAAGAUACAAAUAGUACCAAUUCUAAUCUCAAAGAUUUAUUAACUAAUAAUAUUAAUGAUAUUGAUAAUAUUUGGAAAAUGUAUAAUAAAGCCAAAGAAUCAUUACCUUAUAGAACAAGAAUGGAGAAUUUAACAUGGAGAAUGAUGUUUUUAAAUAAUAAUUAUAAUAAUAUGGUUCUUAAAGAUAAUUUUACAAGUAUAAAAACUGAUGCCACGCCACAAUUAAAGGAAAAGGAAAAGCAACAACAAAAUCAAAUUCAAAAUCAAAAGCAACAACAAAAACAAAAACAACCACCACAACCAUUAAAUCCACAACAUCAAAAUCGCCACCAUUCUCAAAUGGAUAUAAAAUAUGAACUGGAUUUAAAUUUAAAUUCUUAUCAAGAUUCUAAUUCUAAUUCUAAUUCUCAUUAUCAUCAUCAAAAUCAUCAUACUCAUAAUCAUUUAGAUCAUCAUCCAAUACAUAUUUAUCAAGAUCUAGAUAAUAGUGGUGAAGAAUUUGAUUAUGUAGCUCAUAUCAAGAAAAUUAACAAUUUAAAUAAUAUUAAUAACUCAUCAGGUAUGACUUCAAUAAGUAGUAGUAGUAGUAGUACUAAAAAAAGACCAGCCAAGUUUUCACCGGGUUUAACAACAACUAAUCAACAUAAUAAUCACUUCCAACAAUUUCAAAACCAUCAUCCACAUUCUAAUUUAUCUCAACAAUUGAAUGAAUUUAAUAAACAACAAAAUCACCAUCAAAAUCAAUUCGAUUUUAAUCAUUAUCAAUUACCUAGUUCAUCAUUUGAGUUUUCAUUAGAUCCAUUAGCAUUUGAAGGUCCUAAUAAUAAUUUUAACAAUCAACCAAAAAUUUCUGAUUUCAAUUUUGAAGAAUCUUUUGUGUCGAGUUAUGAAAAAUCAAUUUUUGAUCCUACCAACGAUAAUGAAACUCCACUCACAAAUGUGAAUUCAUUUUCAAACUCAACUAUAAUACCAAUAAAUACUCAAAUUAAUCAAUCUCAAUCUCAAUCUCAAUCUCAAUCUCAAUCUCAAUCUCAUAGUAGGUAUAAUUCGAUAGUGGCAACUCCAAAUAGUUUAUUAAGACAAGAUAAUUCAUUAAUUUCAUUACCUGAUUAUGCAAAAACCAAUAACAAAACUAAAUUCACAUUACCUUCACAAUCCAACUCGUCAUAUUUUGAACUUCCCAUAUCGAACUCAUUACCUAAUCAAUCAAAUAUGGAAAACACAAUUAAAAAGUCAAAAAAGAAAACUAACAAAAAUAAUACAAAUUCAAGUCCUAUAGAUCAAGAUUCAAAUAGUCGUAGUGGUGGAGUUUCAUGUACAAAUUGUCAUACAAAGACCACUCCAUUAUGGAGAAGAAAUCCUCAAGGUCAACCAUUAUGUAAUGCUUGUGGAUUAUUUUUGAAAUUACAUGGAGUUGUUAGACCAUUAAGUUUAAAAACUGACGUGAUUAAAAAGAGGCAAAGAGGUAAAGGUAAUAAUAAUGAGAAAAAAGAAGUGGUGGAUGAUGGAGAUGAUUUAAAUCCAACAAAUUUUAAAAAAGAAACAAGCAAACAACAAAGGCCAAAUUUUAAAAAAUCAAAAUCAACAUCUAAAAUAACUAAAGAUCAAUCAGCACAACAAAGUAUAAAUCUAAAUGAACUAUCUCAAUUGAAUCAAAGCUUGGUACAUGAUAAUAAUCAAAAUCUAAUGUUGAUUGAAGAUGAUAAAACCAGUACAGGCAAUAAUAAUUGGGAUUGGCUAAAUAUGUAA